AUGAAGAUCACUGCUGCUGAACUCCUGGCCUUGGUCAGUUUGGCCUCGACGGCUGCUGCUGCACCUCAGAAACGAUCCGUCUCAUCCACGGUCCUUGCCCAGCUCAGUCGAUAUGCCCAAUGGUCCGCCGCAGCCUACUGUUCCGGCAACACCAGCGGUGCCAACCAAGUCGUCUCGUGCUCCGCCAACAAUUGUCCCGAUGUUCAAGCCUCGGGGGCCAUGAUGCUCUACGAAUUCGACAGUACAAACACCUACGGCGACGCAGCAGGCUUCCUCGCCGCCGACACCACCCAGCAACAAAUCAUCCUCUCAUUUCGCGGUAGUCGCACCACCAGCAACUGGAUUGCCAAUCUCGACACCGAACUCACUUCGAGCACCCUCUGCUCUGGCUGUGAAGUCCAUCAGGGCUUCUGGCUCGAUUAUCAGACCGUAGCCGCAACGCUGAAAGCCCAGAUCGAUGCCGCGCUGAACACUUACCCCGGUUACUCGCUCGUGGUCACGGGUCAUAGUCUGGGUGGUGCAUUGGCGAUGCUUGCUGGUUUGGAUUUGAAUAGUCAGGGAUAUGCACCGACUAUUUACACAUACGGCCAACCACGCGUCGGUAAUCUCGCUCUAGCUCAAUACAUCACCAACGUGGGCAAUCAGUGGCGCGUGACGCACGCCGACGACGCCGUGCCCAAGCUUCCUCCUCGUUUGUUUGGAUUCAGUCACGCCAGUCCCGAGUACUGGAUUACCAGUGGGGAUAAUGUGGCGGUGACUACGGGUGAUGUGACCGUGGUGACCGGGGUCAAUUCGCUGGGUGGUAAUGAUGGGACGCUGACGGCCAGUGUUUCGGCGCAUAAUUGGUAUCUUGUUGAUAUUGAUGCGUGUAAGUGA
Penicillium oxalicum is the source of this 876-nucleotide messenger RNA. Its product is annotated as lipase family protein. The coding region runs from base 1 to 876 and encodes 291 amino acids. NCBI's taxonomy places the organism in Eukaryota, Fungi, Ascomycota, Eurotiomycetes, Eurotiales, Aspergillaceae. The record is from RefSeq and is a predicted model, not a curated record. The transcript has 4 exons. Gene Ontology annotation, biological process: lipid catabolic process.